AUCACGACAUUGAUAUAAAUAGUUAAGUGUAAACGAAUGCGCACAUGUUAUUUACAUCAGGGUAAUUCGAUUUUUAAGAAAUCAUCAACAGGAAGAAUGAAGUUGUUGAAAGUAUUUUGAUGGAUUUACGAAACGUUUAAAAACUAUUACGAGAAUCUGUACCUGGAUAUAACACUAUUGAAGAGUAGUUGAUGCACCCAAUUGUUUGACAGCACGCAGAUCACAGAUAUGGAUAUCCCGUCGAUGACAAAAGUGUCAAAAGUCAUUAAGCAGCUACGAUACAAGAGACGGGACGAUGACUACCCGAGUUUGAGUUCCACACCGGGGCCGAGUACUAAGAAGAAUAAAUACAACAGGCACAAGACCAAACCUCAGAGGGAUCUGGCGUAUGUAGAGAAACAUGUAAACAGUUGCAGAACGAUGAUCUCUGAGUUGAAGAAACUAUUUGAUGGACAGCCAGCUCUGCACAUUCACACCAGAGCGCAGGAAUGGAGGCAAGAACUAGCCGACGUUGAAAAGACACUGACGUUCCUGAAGACAGUGAUAGCUGUGGUUGGGGACACAGGGGCGGGAAAGUCCAGCCUGAUCAACGCAAUGCUCGACCAUCGCAAUGUCCUGCCUACUUCCGGCAUGCAGGCAUGUACAGCAGUCGCGGUAGAGGUUGUUCGGAAUGCAGAAAGCAAAAGUUUCGAGGCAGAUAUCGUGUUCCUUCAGAGCAAGGAAUGGUUUGAUGAGCUACAGAUACUGCUGAAAGAGCUUACAGGACAAGACGGAACAAUCAAGAAGAAUGUGCCUGACACGACAUCUGACGCGUACGUGUCCUACUGCAAGGUAAAGGCCGUGUAUGGUAGGAUUGACUCAUUUGAGAUCCUGUCCAAAAUUAGCACCGUUAUCUUCUGGCUCGGCAGGAACAAGGUCAUCAAGGAAAACAAUCCCGAGGAAUUCCGCCGCCAAAUAGAAAUAUACAUUGCUACUCAGGACUCAGGUACCGGAGGUCAAUAAUGGCCGAUAGUGAAGUACGUAAGACUAAGAAUGCCCCAUUGUGAUGUGUGCAGUAGUGGAGCGGCACUGGUCGAUCUGCCGGGGAUUAGGGACUCGAAUGCUGCCAAGUAUAAGAUUGCAAAGGAUUACCUGAAGAACUGUACGGCUGUAUGGGUGGUGUCCAGUAUCCACAGAGCAAUCGAUGACAAGACAGCCAAAGAGUUGCUUGGGGAUUAUUUCCGUCGCAAGUUGCUCAUGGACGGACAAUACGGCAAUAUCGCUUUCAUAUGCACCAAGACCGAUGUUCUUAUGCCGUCUGAAAUCAUCAGACCACUUAAGCUUGAAGAGAAAACAAAAAAAAUAUGAAGAACAGAAGGCCGCUCUUGAAAUUGAGGGCAUUAACGGCAAAAAGGAGUUGUCUGGACUAAACAAGAGUAUUAAGGAACAGAAAAAGAGGCCCAGAAACUGAGGGCCACUCUGACUGAGAGUUCCUCCCUGCUCCAACCAGCAGAAGGAGAACAGAAUAAGGAGCAUACGGAAGAGUCUAACACCAAGAACGCCCGGAUAAGGGAAAACGAGGCCCGGGUGGAGGAACUGCUUGGUCAGAAAGAGAAGGCUUGUCAGAAGUUGUAUUUAACCCGUUGGUGGAUUUCACGACUAUAAUGAUUUUGUACACCAACAAAAUGGACGACGAAUGUGAAACAUUGGACGUUUAAGCAAACGAUUUACGAAAUUAAGACGAAAAGACAUGCUUCCUUACAAUGUACAGUGCUUUAUUCAUAAAUAUGUGCAAUGUCACUUUAAGGAUGCAUGUCAAAAUCAGCAAAAUCAAGACACCAUGAAUGGAUAAAUACGGAUUCAAUAUGAACUAAAGAUAUUGUCCCUCGAGAAAGAAAUUACCCAAAACACGAAGAUGAUAGCCGCCAUCUGUGCCCUUGCCAAGAACACACACGAUCGCUCUGAGAUCAAACGAGACUUCAAGGCUAGUUUUAGAG
Molecule: messenger RNA, 1976 nt
Organism: Mya arenaria
Lineage: Eukaryota; Metazoa; Mollusca; Bivalvia; Myida; Myidae
Product: nuclear GTPase SLIP-GC-like
Exons: 11
Coding region: 229-1002 (257 amino acids)
Source: RefSeq, a predicted model, not a curated record